Paramuricea clavata is the source of this 4308-nucleotide messenger RNA. The record is from the annotation of a GenBank genome assembly. NCBI's taxonomy places the organism in Eukaryota, Metazoa, Cnidaria, Anthozoa, Malacalcyonacea, Plexauridae.
AUGGCGUCGUUCAGGCAAGACAGAUUCUCAGGAAUCAAACGAGAUUACACUCCUGAAACGGUCAGGCGUUUGUCAGGAUCAGUGAAAAUUGAAUACACUCUGGCCCAACGCGGUGCCGAAAAACUCUGGGAUUACAUGACGGCUGGAGGCAAAGAGUAUAUCAACGUGCUUGGUGCUUUGACAGGUAAAGUAUAAACGUUUGGUUUUUUAGUAGAGCAUUGUUUUUCAACCGUUUUAUCUCGUGGUACAAGCAUAAUGUAACUGUUAUUGUAUAUAUUUGAUUUUGUGCCAAACAUAUAAUAAAAUCUUAUCUUUUAAGGCAUAAAUAUUUAAGCAAAGUGUUAUACUUUAAAGCCAAUUUAUAUCACAGCCUUACAGAAAUUAUUUGAAGAAAACUACAAUGUCUAUGUGUUUUCGUGUAUAGAAAUUCCACAUCUUAUAGUCCAAAGUCCAAAUUGCCACCUACAAGACUCCCACAUUAAUUGCUCUUCCGAUUUUGUAAUUUAAAUAUUUACAUCUAAUAAAAACACUUUGCUACGAUAAAUUUGGGUAAAAUAUUCUUGAAUUGAGAGCCAGUUUGUACGUAAAAUAAAUAAAUAGAUUUGAUAAUGUUACUGCCUGGGAAAGCCUGCAUAUUUUGCUAGUACAAAGAAGUCCCUAGCAACUAUUUGAAAAACGCAGUUAUUGUCUAUAGCCUUUUGACCUUUGUCCUCUGUUAUCAAUGAAACGCUGUUAUGUGACUCGAAAGUCAAAACUGCGGGGCAUUCACGUUUCUACGCAAACAGAUAAACAGAAACUAUUGUGUAGUCAAAAACUUACCAAAUACCAUUCAAAAUAUUAAAAAGCAGAAUCUAUUUUAAUAUUUUUAUAGUGGGCGCUACAGAAUUGUUGAUACAUGUCUCCGAAACAAAACACGUGUGGUUGCUAAUGUUUACUUUAUACGUAUCAACAGUGGCAUUUAAAUUUAAAUUCGAAUUCCGUUCCCUCCUAAAUGAUUUGCUUAUUGUGAAAUUUAUUUAUAUGAAAGCUAUAAAUAUCUAAUAUUUAUAAGUUCUUACGUGCACGGAAAUAAAAAAUAAUAUGAGUUUUAAUGCGUGGAAUGUUCUUAGCAACCAUUCUGGCCAACAAUAAAGUUUUUGUGUGCUUUAUUUUGGUUGCUGGGUAAAUCCAGGGGGCCGGGUAAACCCCGCAAUAUAUCACAGGGAUAAAUUAUUCGAUGACGUCAUGAGAUGAUAUCCGUUCGAACGCUGAUCUCAAAAUAACACUGAGCCACACUGGACAAAGCAACCUUUCUUUCAAUCUCGUUUCUCGCGAGGCUUUUUGACUGUUGAUUGACCACCAUCUGCUCAAUGAUAGUGUCUUAUACUAUAAUGAAUUCAUGUAUUCUGUAUUUUCCUAGAACCAGACUUAAUAAUAAUACAAACAAAUACAAACCAUUUUAGAGAUCUAAUCUUACACUGCCCCUAGGCCUUCUGUCUUAUUAACUACAUAUUAGAAAUUACGACUUAAAAUAUUACAUUAAACUAGUACAAAAAUAUAUAGUACAGAUUCAAAGAACUACAGUAUAAUUGUAUUGCUUAUACUGUAAGCUCUUAUUUUAAAAAGGUAUUAAGUAGUAUUUAAAACACGAACACGGACUGCGAGUAUUUUAAAUGACUUAAAAAACGACCCAUCUGAUGUGUUUAUUGGCGAAGUAUAUGUAAAUGAACAUGAUUUUUUUAUCACAUAUAAAACAUUAAGCCAGUUUUCCACUAGGCGGUGAUUUUUCAGGUGGAACUAAUUAAGCCUGAUUUCCACUAGGCGGAAUUUUGCGCGCGCAGCGGAAAUUUUCUUUGUCUUAUAACGUAGAAUGGCGUGGUUACAUUUAUUUGCUCUUUGACUAAAAUGUUUAGCUGUAUUAUUGCUAAACAUGCCGUUUUUGAGAAUUUGGUUUUCAACUAGGUUGAGGCACCCAGCCACGCCAUCAAUCCCAGUAAAAACAUUAGGUCACGUCAGCUAGUUUUCUAUCCAUUUAUUUUAUUAUCCAUGGUUCCACCUGAGAAAUCACAAGACAAAGAAAAAUUCCGCUCCGCGCGCAAAAUUCCGCCUAGUGGAAAACCGGCUUUAAAACCGACACGACAGUGAUUUCCUUUGUCUUUUCUUCAUGAAUUAUUAAUGAGUUCAAGUGAUGUUGAUUCUCUUAUCUCGCGUGGAGCUAUGGACGAAAUUUUGAUCUAGACAAGAAGGACGAAAAGGUUUGGUUGGGAAUUGUUGUAAAAUGAAGAAAAUAUAGCCCUGUGAAGUUCGCAAAUUUUGUAUAUAAUUUUUUUUUUACAUUUACAUAUAUUUGCAUUACGCGCGGGGAAAAUAACCAUUUUUGAGUUAUUUUUACCGCGCGUAAUACAAAUAUAUACAAAAUUUGCGAAUUUCACAGGACUAUAUUUUCUUUAUUUUACAAUAUUUCGCAACCAAACUUUGCAAUUUUACUCAUUCUAAGAUGCUCUUUCUAGCUGUGGUGUUGGAUUUCGUUCUUCUUGCCUUGAUCAAAAUUUUGUCCACAGCUGGAAUCACACAUUAAAUAACGUUGCACCACUUUAUGGCAAAGUUUUUUUUGUCUAACUGUUAGUUUUGUUCGCGGUAUCACAGAUCAUUGCCCAUAUUUAAUUUAACUUUACAUCUGUUCAUGAAAAUUUCAGGAAUGCAGGCGGUGCAGAUGGCAAAGGGCGGGUUAAAAGGCAUCUACCUGAGCGGUUGGCAGGUCGCAGCCGAUGCAAACUUGGCUGCACAAACAUUCCCGGAUCAAAGUUUAUACCCAGCCGACUCCGCUCCGAAGUUGGUCGAGAGAAUCAACAAUGCUUUCCAGAGAGCAGAUCAGAUCCAGCACAUGGAAGGAGGCUAUCCUAAAAUGGAUUAUUUUCUCCCAAUUGUUGCCGACUGCGAAGCUGGAUUUGGUGGGCCUUUGAACGCUUUUGAAAUCGUUAAAAAUAUGGUAAGUAUAGAGCUGGUUUUUCACUCGUGAAUUCCUUCGUGAGCCUCACGAAAAACCAGCUCUAAAGUAUCGAAUACUUUUAUUUGUCAAGCCUGUUUUCCGCUUCAAUCGUAACGUGGCGUUUUCUGUCGAUAGCUUCACCAUCUUGUCUGGAUCAGUACUCAGUAGGGGUUUUCUUCUCUAACGCUUUGAAAUAAACAGACGUGCAGAAAUACAUAAAAACCAAACAGCAGGGUUAGUGCUAAUCCAGCUUUGAACAACCGGCCUCAGAUCAUUUUUUUCAAGCCUCAUAAAAUUGACCUUUGAUUUGUGUAACCCAGAUUAGACUUUCGUAUUUAUAAGUUAAAGUUUCUUUUUAUUGACUUUCAAAAAAAAUAAUUGACAUUCAAACUGCCGGUUAAGGUACUCAGUAUUUUGUCAGCGACAAAUAUGGGAAAAUAUCAGUAGGACAUUAGUGAAAUUAACCCCGUUUAAUUUAAACCCAUGAGCAAAGCAACAAUUUAGCGCUUAGUUUUUAAACUUGUUUUCUAAAAUAUUUUUCACUCUUCGUGUAGAUCAAGGCUGGUGCCUCGGGCAUUCAUCUGGAAGACCAACUGGCCUCGGAGAAGAAGUGUGGUCACAUGGGCGGCAAGGUCCUGGUACCCACUCAACAAUUUAUCCGACUUUUGAACGCCGCGCGAUUAGCUGCUGACGUCAUGGGCGUGACGACCGUUAUUGUUGGCCGUACCGAUGCCAACUCGGCCGGGUUAGUGACGUCGGAUAUUGAUCCUCGGGAUAAACCUUUCCUAACAGGAGAACGAACCCCUGAAGGCUUUUUCCGCAGUCGUGCCGGGUUAGAUCAAGCCAUCGCGCGAGCCUUGGCUUACGCACCCUAUUGUGACGUCCUCUGGUGCGAAACAAGCAAACCGAACAUAGAGGAAGCACGAAGAUUUGCUCAAGCUGUCCACGCUAGAUUCCCUGGGAAGCCGCUCGCGUACAACUGUUCCCCCUCGUUCAACUGGAAGGCUAACCUCAACGACCGCGAAAUCGCUGUAUUUCAAAAAGAACUGGGACGACUUGGUUACCGAUUCCAAUUCGUAACGUUGGCUGGUUUUCACUCUCUAAAUCAUGCCAUGUUCAAGUUAGCUCGUGAUUACAGAGACAAUGGCAUGACGGCGUAUACGAAAAUACAAGAAGACGAAUUCAAUCAAGCGAAGUUUGGUUUCACGGCGCACAAACAUCAACGUGAAGUCGGAGUGUCGUAUUACGAUGCCAUAGCUAUGGCGGUGAGCGGUGGAAACAGUUCAGUGACCGCUUUUAAGGGUUCGACUGAAGACGAACAAUUUAAGCAUAAAUUGUAA